UUUUUUUUUCUUUUCUUUUCUUUCUCUUACUUUAUUAUUUAAAUAAAAUGAAUAAUUAUGAUGAUCACAGUAAUAGUGUGUUUAUCUUCAACAGACUAUCUUGUCUUUCAUUAGGACAUAAAGGGAAACAGUUUGGCAUUUAUUUUGCGGGAAUGUUGUUUGCUUUGGGUUGGUGGAGCUUCAUUGAUGGUCUUGCUAUACUUUGGAAUUUACAAGAUCGACUUGUUUCUCCUGGUAUAGAAGACUGGGCACCAGGUAUCAUUACAACUUUGGGUAUGAUUAUUAUAAAUUUGAUUGAUAAAGAAACAUUGAAAGGAGGGUAUAGUGGAUUUAAUGAUGAAUUUAUGUGGAGGGCAAGACUAAUUCUAUUCUUGGGAUUUGCAAUGAUGGCUGGUGGAUUGUCAGGAUCAGUGGCAGUUUUAGUUACAAAAUAUAUUUACAAUGAAAAUCUACUAGAUAUAUGGAAUAUUUAUUUAGGUAUAACAGAUGUUAUUCAAUGUCUAUUCAUUAUGCUUAGUACUGCUAUAUUAUGGUUCGUACAGAGUGCUUAUCAUGAAAAUGAUUUUAGACUUUACUAAUAAAACUGGACAAGAUGGAUGAAUGCAUGCAUAAUAUGUCACUUUCUUCUUAAUUUACAUAGUUCCUGAUCAUCAACAUCAACUAUUAUUUAUAUACAUUUCUUUAAUAGCAAAGUAUACUAUAUACAUCUAUAUUUACAACACUUUAGUUAUUCAUCAUACUUGUAUAUAUAAAAAGAAGGAUUCUAUCGUUACAAUGUCAUUUCAGUUAUUUUACUUGAUUUUUUAAAUGAAUGUAUUGUCUACUAAGCUAAGCUGGGACGGUUUCGUGACUUUGAGUUUUAGCAGCUCUUUGUAGUGCG
Molecule: messenger RNA, 880 nt
Organism: Cokeromyces recurvatus
Lineage: Eukaryota; Fungi; Mucoromycota; Mucoromycetes; Mucorales; Mucoraceae
Exons: 6
Coding region: 48-578 (176 amino acids)
Biological process (GO): protein targeting to vacuole; late endosome to vacuole transport via multivesicular body sorting pathway
Cellular component (GO): fungal-type vacuole membrane; Vps55/Vps68 complex
Source: RefSeq, a predicted model, not a curated record